Osmia bicornis bicornis is the source of this 1389-nucleotide messenger RNA. Its product is annotated as ADP-ribose glycohydrolase ARH3-like. The record is from RefSeq and is a predicted model, not a curated record. Gene Ontology annotation, cellular component: mitochondrion; nucleus. Lineage: Eukaryota; Metazoa; Arthropoda; Insecta; Hymenoptera; Megachilidae. The coding region runs from base 200 to 1255 and encodes 351 amino acids. The transcript has 7 exons.
AUGGGGCACCUUAAUCACCCUGCAUAAUUUUAAUAGCUCCUUCACCAAUAUUAGAUGAUUUAUGGGGUCCCAGACACCCCAGAAGUUAAAUAAUAUUUAUUUAUUCUUACCUCACACAUAUAUUUCUGAACAAGAUUCAAUCUUUAUACAUUGUCGGCGCAAUUUUGAAUUAUAAAGAAUUUAGGGAAUUGUAAAGGUUAUGGCAAAGAUGGAUUUAUCCUUAUUAAGAAGUAAAUUUCGGGGUUCUAUUCUUGGCGGAUUAAUCGGUGAUUGCCUUGGAAGCCCUUACGAAAACGAAGAGUUGUCAAAUGGUAUGAAAAUAGUUUUACAACAAUCAUUCGAUAAAUUGGAGGGUCCGAUGUUUAAAGCACCUGUCAUGCAGUUUACAGAUGAUUCUGCUAUGACUCAUUCUUUGGCCAAAUCUUUUGUCGAGUUAAAGGAAUUGAACAUUGUUGAUGUUGCCAAGAGAUUUGUUAAGAGUUAUUACCAAGAACCUAAACGAGGCUAUGGCCCUGCAGUUGUAACGGUGUUCCAGAAGUUAAGGGUUAACAAAUUUGCAGACAUUGUAAGUCCAGCAAAAGAGCAGUUUAAUGGCCAAGGUUCAUGGGGGAAUGGUGGAGCAAUGAGAGUCACGCCUAUAGCAUUGUUUUGUUAUAAAGACUAUGAUAAACUUUUAGAUACCGUGAGGAAAGCAACUCAACUCACCCAUACAAAUAAAGUUGGAAUAGAUGGUGCUAUUCUCCAAGCAGUAGCUAUUCAUCAAAGUCUUCUCUUAAACCCUAGCGAAGAACUGAAUAUAACAAAUUUUAUUGAUGACUUAAUUAAUAAAAUGGACCAAAUAGAAACAGAUGAAGAAGGCUUAGGUUUGUCAGAACCACAACCAUAUAAAGUACAAUUAGGCAUACUAAAAACGUUAAUAUCUGAAAAUGAUGAUGGACAGCACACUGAAAAAGUAGUAGAAAAGCUUGGAAACAGUGUUACAGCUUUGUAUUCUGUACCUACAGCAAUAUUUUGUUUUUUAAGAGCACAGAAACCAAUUACAGGUAUACAAACUGAAAAUCCAUUUAGAAGAGCAAUUCAGUAUGCUAUUAGUUUAGGCGGGGACACAGAUACUAUUGGUAGUAUGACUGGUGCAAUUGCUGGUGCAUUUUAUGGCGAAGAAAAAAUUAGUUCUAAUCUUUUACAACAUUGUGAAGCUUCGAAAGAAUUUAGGACUUUAGCUGAUCAGUUAUUUGAUAUAGCAGUACAACAAUAAAAACUUAAUUGUAUAUUUAUGAUUUUAAUGAAAGGAACUUGUAAUCAGAUAAAGAAGUUACGAUUAAGACUGAAGACCUGCAACUAUAAAAUAGUUAAUUACAUUUAUAUAUUAUUAAGUUUAUGUAUAGUAUC